UUCGAUGUGCCGGCUUUAAAUGAAGUAAAAGAAACGGAUCAAAAAGUUUUGGAUAAUUCUAAACUAACCGUGAAUGACUGUAUGCUAAUAACAAUGUUACAUUUAAAUGCAAUUAAGCAGCUUAUAGAUAAUGAAUUUGAUUUUGACCUGAAGGAUAACCAAUCUGAAAGUAGUAGCUCGAGUGCUCCAACAAAUAUUUCAAGAAAAUCUCAAUUAAUGUCUAGGCUUGUAAAUAUGAAUAAAAACAAAUUAUUUCCUUUAACAAAAUCAAGGAUGCGAAAAGUUCUUGGAGAUUUUUUGUUGGAAGACUUGGAAAUAAACCAUCCUGUUUUGUUUAAGAUUGGUCUGUUAAAUUAUAAUAAUUUUAAGGCUAAACUGGGCUAUUUUACCUUUAGCUAA
Messenger RNA from Meloidogyne enterolobii, 399 nucleotides. Lineage: Eukaryota; Metazoa; Nematoda; Chromadorea; Rhabditida; Meloidogynidae. The record is from the annotation of a GenBank genome assembly.